Molecule: messenger RNA, 1053 nt
Organism: Pollicipes pollicipes
Lineage: Eukaryota; Metazoa; Arthropoda; Thecostraca; Pollicipedomorpha; Pollicipedidae
Product: glutamate receptor ionotropic, kainate 2-like
Exons: 5
Coding region: 1-1053 (350 amino acids)
Cellular component (GO): membrane
Molecular function (GO): ligand-gated monoatomic ion channel activity
Source: RefSeq, a predicted model, not a curated record
AUGGUGCCCAUCUGGUGGGCCCGCCACGGCUUCUACAUGCGAGCCGGCGAGAGAGACACCGCCGCCCUCUCUGGCGACAUGUUCGCCUCGCUGCUGCGGCCACUACAUCAGCACGUCUGGCUCAUGCUCUUUCUCUCUUUGGUGGCGCUGGCCAUCGUGCUCCUCACCUCAGUCCGCCUGAGCCGCGGACCCGCCGAGAGUGGACCGACCCGCCGCGAGUUCUCCUUCGGCUACAGCUGCCUCUCCGUCCUGAUGACGGUGACCGGCCAGGGCUGGGCUGUUAUCCCGGAUUCCGGCUCGGCUCGAAUAGUCACCUUCACCAGCUGGUUCAUAGGCCUGUUGAUCACCUUCCACUACACGGCCAACAUGAUCUCGCAUCUGACGGCGGUGCAGCCGGCGGCGCCCAUCAGCAGUCUGGCAGAGUUCGCCAACAGCAACGACUGGACGCUGGCCGUAGAGGACGGUUUCGGUAUCAUCGGCUCCUGGGCGCAGAAGAGUCCCGUGCCGGCCGAGCGUCACCUGUAUGAGCGGAUCGCCUCCGGGGAGCGGUUCCUCGGGCUGAACGCCACGCCGGAGGCGUUCCUCGCCGCCGUCCAGCCGCGCACCCUGCUCUACCACGACCAGGACCUCGUCAUCACGGCUAUCGGCGAGGAGGCGUGUCAUCUUCUACCGCUGGUCGAGCCCGGCCGCAAAAGCAGACCGCAGGCUACUUACAUGGUGUUGAGGAAGGGCCUGAAGCCGAUAAGGAGCGCCAUCAACAAUGUGCUCCUGCGCCUGAUGCAGACGGGCGUCCUGUCGCAGCUGAAGCGACGCUGGCUCCGCGGUAGCCGGCAGCUCUGCCCGGACCAGCAGCCAGCCGUCCGGUCUCUGACGCUGGCCGACAUGCUGGUCGUGGUCAUCAUUGUGCCGCUGGCCGCGAUCGGAGCUGGUCUCGUGCUGGCCGGGGAGCUGCUGACCAGCCGCCUGAGUCGCCGGCCGUGGCGGGGUCAUCGGCUGGGUCAACGUCCGGGUCCACCGUCGGCAGCGGUGCGGCGUCGCACCACCUCGAAGUAA